Limanda limanda (common dab) is the source of this 3259-nucleotide messenger RNA. It is a transcript of the gene egr1, whose product is annotated as early growth response 1. The record is from RefSeq and is a predicted model, not a curated record. Gene Ontology annotation, molecular function: DNA-binding transcription factor activity, RNA polymerase II-specific; RNA polymerase II cis-regulatory region sequence-specific DNA binding. NCBI's taxonomy places the organism in Eukaryota, Metazoa, Chordata, Actinopteri, Pleuronectiformes, Pleuronectidae. The transcript has 2 exons. Gene Ontology annotation, biological process: regulation of transcription by RNA polymerase II. Bases 463 to 1986 code for a protein of 507 amino acids.
GAGCCCAGAGCAGCAACUGUUAGAGCAGAGCUAGAUAGAGAACACACACUCCCUGACUGAGACACAUCACACCAAAAGUGCAAAAGUCCAUUCAAAACAACAUCCGUCCAAGAAGGUCAAAACCUGAUUGGAAAAGUCAUUUUGAUACAGAGAAAAAAAAAAAUCAAGAUUAAUUCUGGUGAUUAAUUUUGAUGAAUCUUAGGGAAUGAGUUCAAAGGACACUUUUGAUUUUUUCUGAAAAGACAAGUGGAUCUUUACUCAUCUCUGAGAGACACAGGAGAGCAAGAGGACAACUGGAGAACGAGAGCGAGACAGAGCAACAGCAUCUUCCUCGGCAUCAGCAGAAGUGUGCUGAAGUGACUUCUCCACCUGCCAGGCAGCAGCGUGCACCCAGCCUCCCGGCACUCUUCAGCAACAGCUUCCAGUCCAGCCUCUGCCCUGCAGCUCCAGUGUCAGCAGAGGAUGGCUGCAGCCAAGACCGAGAUGAUCCUACCAACCCUGCAGAUCUCAGAGCCCCUGAGCUUCCCUCACUCCCCCAUGGAUAACUACCCCAAGCUGGAGGAGGUGAUGAUGCUGAGCUCGGCAGGCACCCCCUUCCUCACCGCCUCCGCACCCGAAGGUGCAGGCUUUGGUUCCGGGGAUCCAGGAGAUCAGUACGACCACCUUGCUGGAGAUACGUUACCUGAUAUCCCCUUCAAUUGUGAGAAGUCGGUGGGUGACCAGACCUACGGCAGUCAGAGGCUGCCCCCCAUCUCUUACACCGGCCGCUUCACGCUGGAGCCCGCCACCAGCUGCAGCAACAGUCUCUGGGCAGAGCCCAUCUUGGGCCUGUUCACUGGUCUGAUGAGCAAUGUUGCCUCCAACUCCAGCUCUUCCUCUGUUGCCUCACAAACCACCAUGUCCACCUCUUCAUCUGGCCUGUCCUCCUCCACUUCUACCUCUUCCUCAUCUCAGAGCUCCAGCCUCAGCUCCUCCAUUCACCACAGCGAGCCCAACCCAAUCUACUCAGCCGCCCCAACCUACUCCAGCCCCAACUCCGACAUCUUCCCAGACCAGGGCCAGCUUUUUCCCGGUUCGGCAGGAUCAGUUCAGUAUCCUCCCCCUGCCUACCCAAAUAGCAAGCCCUGUGGCGCCAGCUUCCCCGUGCCCAUGAUUCCUGACUACCUUUUCCCCCAGCAGCAGGGAGAGAUCAGCCUGGUGUCCCCUGACCAAAAGCCCUUCCAGAGUCAGUCCAGUCAGCCCUCCCUCACUCCUCUGUCCACCAUCAAGGCCUUUGCCACCCAGACAGGCUCCCAGGACUUAAAGAGUGUCUACCAGUCUCAGCUGAUUAAGCCCAGCCGCAUGCGCAAGUACCCCACCCGGCCGAGCAAGACACCCCCCCACGAGAGGCCCUAUGCCUGCCCCGUGGAGACCUGCGACCGUCGCUUCUCACGCUCCGAUGAGCUGACACGACAUAUUCGCAUCCACACAGGACAGAAACCCUUCCAGUGCCGUAUCUGCAUGCGCAACUUCAGCCGCAGCGACCACCUGACAACACACAUUCGCACGCACACUGGUGAGAAGCCCUUCGCCUGCGAGAUCUGCGGACGCAAGUUUGCCCGCAGUGACGAGAGGAAGAGGCACACGAAGAUCCACCUGCGGCAGAAGGACAAGAAAGCAGAGAAGGCAGGGGCAGUGGUGGUGACAGCAGCGCCGGUGCCAGCCGCUUCACCUGCCUCCAGCUACCCCUCUCCCAUCACCUCCUACCCUUCUCCUGUGUCCUCUUACCCCUCUCCAGUCACCUCUUGCUACUCCUCUCCCGUCCACACUUCCUAUCCAUCUCCUUCCGUGGCUUCCACCUAUCCAUCGGUGUCGAUGUCCUUUCAGUCUCAUAUCGGCUCCUCCUUCCCCUCCUCUAUCACUUCCAACAUCUACAGCUCCCCCGUCCCCACCCCGCUAUCAGACAUGCAGACCACUCUCUCCCCAAGGACAAUCGAGAUCUGCUAAGAAAGAGCAAAGACAAAAACUUUUUAUAAGGCUCUCUGCACCUCCUCUUCCUUAAGGUUCUUUGAGGGGAAAGAAUUCAGCAUCAAAAGACUUUGCUUUCCCUUCCAAAAAGCACUUUUCUGUCUGCUCCCUGUGCAGUGGUAGGUGAAUCUUGAUAUUUACCUGAAAGAGAGAAAAAAGACACAUGUCAAGGACUGGGCAAAGACAAUAGAAGAUGAAAAGGGAAUUUUUUUCUGUCUCUGUAAAACAAAUGCAGCACUUCAAAUGCAAAAGGGACUCGACUGAUAGAGAGUAGAAAGCGCUACUGACGCCUCUCUACUGCUACUCAGACACCAAGAGAAAAACAGGUUGCCAGCCAUUGUGGUGCUGAGGCACGUUCGCCCUUGGAGGCUUUCAUACAGUACAAAAGACAUUGAAUAAUAUACAUAACCUACAAUAUAUGUAUAUUGUACAUGUGCCAUUUUCGUUUUUAUCAUUCUUUGGUACCAUUGAUGUGAAAAAUGAUUUGCAUAUUUGCAUUGUAUUAUUUGAAGUGAGCAGGGCCAUAUUUUCUACAUUCUUUCUCUAUUAUGUAGUGAUGAUGCUGUGAUACGUUUUGACAUUGUUUGAAAAAAAAAGCACUUAAGUAUUCAAGCAUGAGUAAGAGUGAUGUUAGUUUCUGUUUGUAAAUAUCAUCCACUGGUACUAUCUCUUUCUCUCUUCUCACAUGUGACAUAUCGCUCAGUUAUAUGGAAAACUAGAGAAAAGGAAAAAAAAAACAUCUUAAAAAAAAUUAACAAGACAAACGCUCCCGUUAUUUGGUGCCUUUUGUGAAGCCUUGCUGAUGUUGUGACUCGGCUGCGCGCGAGAGAGAGGAUGCGCUGCAUCUCGCCUUAAAGGUUGAGGGAAUAUUUUUGUUACAGAAUGUAAGUCAUAGUCAGAGGGAGGACAAGGGACGAGCUCUGAGGGCACCGCUUCAUUUCAUUAGAAUGUAAGCAAAAAAAGGAGACAAAUUAUAAAGUAUAUUUUUGUAAAACUGAAAUGUAAAUAUCCACAUCUUCAAGAGCUGGAAUGUUGAAGUUACCUACUGAGUAGGCAUGGGAUUCUUUUGUAUGUUAUAUACAUGCAGUUCAUUAUUUUGUGGUUAUCUUUAUUUUGUAUUUGUGUUUGUUAAAACAAGUGACUGUUUCUGGCUUCUAAACACAUUGAAUGCGCUUAACUGCCAAUGGGAUAUUUGGUGUACAAGAUAUCCUCCCAGAAAUUAAAUAUAAAUAAAAAUAUGAAUAUAUAUGUA